This is a messenger RNA of Myxozyma melibiosi, 1345 nucleotides long. RefSeq names its product dienelactone hydrolase family protein. The coding region runs from base 146 to 883 and encodes 245 amino acids. NCBI's taxonomy places the organism in Eukaryota, Fungi, Ascomycota, Lipomycetes, Lipomycetales, Lipomycetaceae. Gene Ontology annotation, molecular function: hydrolase activity. The transcript is spliced from 2 exons. The record is from RefSeq and is a predicted model, not a curated record.
CCCAGGGACGCCCACCUAAUCUGAUGUAGGGCUAGGGCGGUCGCUCGAGAUUAUAAGAGGGUCCGAGAGUCGGAACUGAUAAGUUAUCGUAUCCUGCUUCUCACCAUUCUCUCAAGUUUCCAAUUGACUCAAUUGCUGAUUAAACAUGGCCUCCUACGAAUCGUCAUCCUGCUGCACUAAGGGAUACAAGCACAGUGGUACCCCCACUGGUGAAAUUGUCACCUUCGAAGACGUUGAUAUUUACGUCGCUAAGCCCACCACCGAGGCACCCACCAGAGCCGUGAUCUAUCUUGCCGAUAUCUUUGGCAUGCCGUUCUUGAACCACAAGAUCAUCUCGGACAACUUUGCCAAGCAGGGAUAUCUUGCGAUCUUGCCCAACCUCUUUGGCGAUGACCCGGCUCCGUUCCCCAUGCCUGCGGAGUUUGACUUCCCCAGCUGGAGAGCGGUCCACAACAUCGAGUACACCGAGCCGAUCAUCGAGAAGGCGUUUGAGUACACAAAGAAGGAAUUCCCUUCUGUGACCCAGUUCUUCUCUGUUGGCUACUGUUUUGGAGGAAAGUACGUUGUUCGUCUGCUCGACGAGGGAAAGCUUGAUGGCGGUUUCAUUGCCCACCCGUCGUUUGUUACCGAGCCUGAGCUCCGUGCUAUUAAGGGUCCUCUUUCCAUCGCGGCUGCCGAGACCGACCACCUCAUGCCUGAGGAGCAGCGCCAUCUGACUGAGAAGGUGCUGAAGGAGAUUGGCGCGACUUACCUUCUGACUCUGUACUCGUCUGUCGAGCACGGAUUCGCUGUUCGCGGCGACCCCAGCGACCCGGUUACUAUGUGGGCACACGAGGCUGCGUUCUACCAGGCUGUCCAGUGGUUCAACCGCUUCUCGAAAUAAGUCUGAACAUUACAGUCGAUCAGCGAUUAAGUCUGAUGGAGAUGUUCUUUCUUGGAUUGAGGCUACUUGGGAUCGGAUACAUGUGAUUGCAAGAUCUCAGUUAGACUACUUAGAAUAAUAAACUGUUGGAACCAUCCGCCUAAUAAUUAUUUAUACAGAGCAAAAUUUAGAAACCCCAUUUGUUUUCAGGACAAUCAGUUACACCAACUGACCUGCUCUAUAGACACUAGAAACCAACAGACACAUCCAUCACUCGCUUAUUUCUGCUUUCACUGUUUGUGUAUGCAGUUUGUUCAGCUCUUAGCAAGAAGCCACAUCAAUACGAACUGGCACACAAAACUGUAGGCAAAGAGGAAUUGUAUCCGACGUUGUCGCUGCCUGUUGGUGGUAGUCAUGGACGAGCCGUUCAUCGAGGAUUCGGGGAGGACGACGUACUUCAGUGAGCGCAACUGAUAAUAUGAA